This is a messenger RNA of Leptosia nina, 606 nucleotides long. The record is from the annotation of a GenBank genome assembly. Lineage: Eukaryota; Metazoa; Arthropoda; Insecta; Lepidoptera; Pieridae.
AUGAUUAAUAUUCUAAUAUUCCUGCAGUGCAGCCUGGGUUCGGGGAUUUUCGCCGCACUCGACGACAUUUUCGAUUCUGGCGUGGACCUGUCGCGGUAUGGGGGCGGCAGACGACAGCGGGUCACCAAUCCUCCGCCGCAUAAGCUGAAGCAUCCGCGUCACAACCAACAUAAGGGAGAGAAGAGCGAGCCGAACUAUGGUUACGAACCGUACUGGGAGGGCUACGAUAACCUUCUGAAAAAGAAGAAGAAGGUGACGGGGAGCAAUGUGGCCUGCGGGGAAGAGUGCCACGAGAUGUACCUGGAGUACGGACCGGUGUGCGGCAGAGGCAAGAAUUACAUGCAUAAGACAUUUCAAAACUAUUGCCAGCUUCUGAAUCAGGAUUGUAGCGGUCGGGAGAAGUGGAUGAUCGCAUACCGAGGGCCGUGCGAGAAGGUCACACAUAAGCCGUAUCCGACGAGGCAGAGGGAUUUCAUCAAACACGCCAAGAUGUAUCUGACGGACUUCGAAAAGAAUAACCCGGUGACCGAGAAAUUAAGAUUCAUUCGCACAACGAGGCCCGGGAGAAAACGGAAAUCCCCCCCACCCCCCAUGCAGGACCCAUAG